Messenger RNA from Hevea brasiliensis (rubber tree), 628 nucleotides. RefSeq lists its product as uncharacterized. Lineage: Eukaryota; Viridiplantae; Streptophyta; Magnoliopsida; Malpighiales; Euphorbiaceae. The record is from RefSeq and is a predicted model, not a curated record. The coding region runs from base 132 to 458 and encodes 108 amino acids. The transcript has a single exon.
AAAAUAAAAUAAAAUAAAAGAUUCAGUUUUUACUCAUUUAACAAAUAGCACCUUCUCAUCAUUCUCUUCCAUGCAUAUAUAAGGAGGCAUAUGGGGCGUGAAAUGUGUAUAUUAUCAUCAAGAAACAAUAGAUGGAGGCUAGCUUUCAAGAAUCAAGAAGAUUAAGAGAAAGAGAAGAAGCAAUGAUGAAGAAUAAUAGCUCCUUUCUUUCUCAAUACCACAACUCCAAGCCUUUUGAAGCAAAAGAAGAAGCUCCCAGUUUCAAUAAGGAAGAUAGAGCUGUGGUGAGGCCUCUGGUUACAGAGAAUAAUAAACCAGCACAAAAGCUAGAGAGCAAGCCAUCCAUGGACAUAAAUGAAAGUGCAGAAGCAUUCAUCAAGAAUUUCAGGAAGCAACUUUUGAUCCAGAGGCUCGAAUCCAUCGAGAAUUACGAGAAAAUGCUAGAAAGAGGUCUUUAACUUAACCCAUGCCUUAUUAUAUAUAUAUAUAGGUUGGAUUUGUUUCAUUGGCUGUGAACUUGUUAUCUCUCUUUGAUGACCAUAUAUAUAUGUGUAUGUUUGAGAGAUGAAACAUGUAUAAGAAUCGUGACAACAAUAAAAUAUACCUUAUCAUCAAUUGGGUAUUAGAA